AUGGCUGAGCAGAGCAGCAGGGUAAAUCGAGUUGAUGACAACCAGGACGGCGUGGCAGAGGUACUGACACCGACCGAGGCUCGAUGUGAGCCGACCGAGUGUGGGCAAAUUUUGCGGCUGCCUCAAAGCCACCCCUCGAAGCACCACCAAUCACAAACGGGCAACGAUGCCACUGCAGAACCAGCCUCGGAGGCGCCGGUCACCCUUUGCGGCCCGAUUCUCGACCCCUCACUACGGCAUCUCACAGUUGAUGCCUUUGGGGCAACAAAACAGCCGGCCUGA
Protopolystoma xenopodis is the source of this 282-nucleotide messenger RNA. Lineage: Eukaryota; Metazoa; Platyhelminthes; Monogenea; Polystomatidea; Polystomatidae. The record is from the annotation of a GenBank genome assembly.